AUGGAAGUCCGUCAUAAGAAGGCCUUAAACUCGCAAUUUGUGACACUUGCUGAGGAAAUCAAUCCCGAGUAUAUCUUUCCGUACCUGAUCGAAGACGGCAUUCUUACUCCGCAUAUGGCGCUUAUCAUCAGCACCGGUGGGACUGUUUACGACAAGGCUAAUCGUCUGUUAAGCGUACUUCCGUCUCGCGGGCCAGGUGCAUUUGGUUCGUUUUUGAGAGCUCUUGGUGUGUAUUAUCCGUGGUUGAAAGACGGUCUUAUUGCGGCUGUUAAUACAGAUAAUACUCAACUGUACCAGCCUCAGCCAACACCAAAAUCAUCACAACCAACAUCAAGCAAUGCGCCAUCAGCGGCUGGUAUGACCACACAGAUGGCCAGUCUGUCUGUAUCUGUGCAGUCAGAUAGCGAGAGAGUUACAGAACAACAGUUGAUGUUUGUGGCUGAGAAAAUGAACGGCGACUGGGAAAGUCAGGCAAUAAGACUUGGUUUCCAAAGCGCGGACGUCGCUCGAUUUAAAAACGACAACAAUGGAAUGAUUAUGCAGAUACAUGCAAUGCUCCGUGCCUGGAGGACAAAAAAAGGACCGGAUGCAACAUGUGAACGUCUCAAACAAGAACUGAAAGAUGCUGGAGUUGACUUGGAUGCUUAUGGGCUCCUAUGA
Molecule: messenger RNA, 660 nt
Organism: Saccoglossus kowalevskii
Lineage: Eukaryota; Metazoa; Hemichordata; Enteropneusta; Harrimaniidae
Product: death domain-containing protein CRADD-like
Biological process (GO): signal transduction; regulation of apoptotic process
Molecular function (GO): protease binding; death domain binding
Source: RefSeq, a predicted model, not a curated record